AUGGCAACAUCCAAUCCCAUAGAUUUGAUUGAAGAAACAACCAUUAAUGUAUUGGUGGAUCGAAUCCUUGAUGCUCCGUUUGAGAAUAGUUUAGUUGAUAUUAUCUGUCAACCAACAACAUCGGACUCUCCAACAAGGUCUUCACCAAUUGCUGUGAUUGAUAAAUCACAGAUUGUGUUGACGUUGCAAGGUUUGCAAAAAUCAUUGGAAUUAUGGAUACAACAAGCACGAGAUUAUCAAACGCAAAUGACGGACAAUUUAGAACAAGUAAAAUUGAUAAUAGCUGCUGUUACGCAAUAUGAGCAUGAUCAAUCUCAACAAGUUGACAACAACGAUAUAGAUCUAUCGUCUGGGUCUUCAUCCAUUGAACAAUCGUAA
Messenger RNA from Didymodactylos carnosus, 378 nucleotides. Lineage: Eukaryota; Metazoa; Rotifera; Eurotatoria; Philodinida; Philodinidae. The record is from the annotation of a GenBank genome assembly.